AUGCGUGAGAAUUCAGUGUCUACAAAGGUACUUCCAUACAAGCUGUCCAACAGUAGCAAAAUAACAACAUCCAUACCAAAUGAGCUAGUUCUAUUGCGGAAUGCUUGCAUAACAUCAUCGGAUAGCUCUUCGUCCAAGGUUGAUAUCAUUACGUGUAUAGAUAUCUGGCUGAAAUAUGCUAACGGCUUGCUGACCUACAGAUCUCAGAUUGGCAACGCUGCAGCUCUCGUAGAAGAGGAAAUAGUGACAGCGUUAAUCAACGUGGCCACAUUCUAUCAAGACAUCGGCGUUGAAACAUUGCACAGGGCGUAUGAAUCUUCACAGCCAUCUAACAGCUUAUGGACAACUAGUGGGACUUACUUAAAGAGAGGGUUAGGAUUAAUCAGCUUUCUCAAGAAAACCUGUAAGAUAGGCACGACAAACGAUGACAAGGAGAUACAAGUUCUCGAUCUCACCAACCAGUUGUCUUUGGAAUUUCAAUUGUUACAAGAGCUAGGGAUUAUCAUUCUGGCGUUAUCUAAAUUGAGAUCCAAAGUUAGCAAAGAUGCUGUUGUGGACCUUGAGCCUCAAGAAUUGAAAGAUCUGGGCAAAUCCAGUGUCUUUUACGCCAAGCUUUGCAUUGGAUCUUAUAAUACUGCAUUACAAUGCCAAGGUGGACGAAUAGUAGACGGACUAUUUCUAAAUUUUUUGCAGAGUUUGAUAUAUCUAUUUUUAUCAAUUAACCAAUACAACAUUGAUGAAUGCGGAAUCGCUAUCGGAAUGUUACAGGAGUCGAUCAAGAAACUAUUAAGCAUAGUACCUAAUUCGCAACUUAAAGAACUGGACAUUUUAUCCUCAACCGAUACUACGAGAAAGAGGGAUCUCAUAAAAAUAGCCUUCAAAAGGAAAAUGCAUGCAUCUACCUCAAAAAAGCAACGUAUAUUUCAGAAAGCAGUAUCAUUUUCAUCCAAAAAUGAUAUGAUGUCUUUAUUAAGGUCUUCACUGGAUGAUUUUAUUGUUCCCCUGACGAUACUACUAAGAUACAGAUACCAAAGAACCAAUGAGAACUAUUCGUUCAAAACGGUAGAAAAUGACGUUGAUAAAUUGAAUGAACUCUUCCCGAGAGGAAAGUCGUCAGACUUUCAAGGUACUGAGUGGAGUUUUCAAGAUGAUCAUCUUACAUUUGAAAACUCGAACGGCACAACAAAUAACUGUAUUAACUAUUUUUAA
Molecule: messenger RNA, 1209 nt
Organism: Saccharomyces mikatae IFO 1815
Lineage: Eukaryota; Fungi; Ascomycota; Saccharomycetes; Saccharomycetales; Saccharomycetaceae
Exons: 1
Coding region: 1-1209 (402 amino acids)
Source: RefSeq, a predicted model, not a curated record